Messenger RNA from Ipomoea nil (Japanese morning glory), 1634 nucleotides. RefSeq lists its product as uncharacterized. The transcript has 10 exons. The coding region runs from base 464 to 1465 and encodes 333 amino acids. Gene Ontology annotation, cellular component: membrane. The record is from RefSeq and is a predicted model, not a curated record. NCBI's taxonomy places the organism in Eukaryota, Viridiplantae, Streptophyta, Magnoliopsida, Solanales, Convolvulaceae.
CUAGCAUUUGUUUAUGUCGAUGUAUACUAUACACUGCUAUGCUAUGGUGGAUUUAUUUAUUUCUAAAUGCUAUAUUGUGCUAUGUAGGAUCCUGUUUGAAAGGCUUUAUUGCGCUGUAACUACAUAGAAAUGAUCUGAGCAUUUUUUGUCGGUCGUCGAUUUCAGAUAACAUGAUUAAUAAUGUGAUUUAUGCACUAAUAUGUGCUGAAAUUAAGUUUCAUUGGUUGGUAUAUGCACCGUCAGUGCACAUAUUGUCACCCGCCUUCUGGUUCUGGUUGCUGAGAAAUUAAUUAGACUAUUAUAUGCUACCUACCUCGUGUAUAUCUCUGUUUCCAUUCAUCAAAUACAUAAAUUUAUGUAACUUUCCUGAAUUCAAAAGGGAAUUAUCCUGCUCUCCAGUGGAGCUGAGCCAAAAGCUUUGUGGUUUUCCAAGAAGUGAAAGUAAGGUUGCAUCUUCGACAGGAUGCAACAACUCAUGGUGGCUGCUGACAGUACUACCCUAAGUUAUUGGUGGAAUUGGAGGGCUGUGCUCUGUGCAACAUGGGUCUUGACGUCCAUAGUUUUAGGACUAGUUUUAAUAUGGAAAUAUGAAUCUUCAGCAGGGGACAAUUCUGAAUCCGAUGGAAGGGAUAAGUGGCAAGAGAAAUCUUGGCUUUUCUGGUUUGAUGAGGCUUGGAGACCAUGUGUGAAAGAAUUACACCCAGUUAUUUUGAUGGUUUUCCGAUUAGUUGCAUUUAUUUUACUGGCAGCAGCACUUACUGCUGAUGUCGUUGUUCAUGGUGCUGACCUGUUUUUCUAUUAUACUCAGUGGACAUUUAUGUUGGUUACCAUUUACUUUCUGUUUGGAUCACUGUUUUCUAUUUAUGGGUGCUACCUCCAUUACAAAACAACAAACAAUUUCAGUGAUUGUAUACGGAUGGAUGAGGAGCAAGGUUUGCAUAUAGCUCUCUCUGGUAAAGGAUAUCUGCACGGAGUGAAAACUGGGGACUUCCAUAGGAAACUUCUCGUUCCAAAAAGUAUUGGACUAUGUGGCUACGUCUUUCAAAUUUUCUUUCAGAUGACUGCUGGAUCGGUGAUGCUUACAGAUAUUCUGUACUGGACUGUCAUUUUCCCAUUUCUUACUAUCAAAGAUUAUGACUUGAGUUUUUUGACGGUGGUUGCACAUACACUUAAUGGUAUCCUGCUUCUCGGUGAUAUAGCAAUGAAUUGCUUGCAAUUCCCUUGGUUCCGGAUUGCUUACUUUCUCAUAUGGACUGGUAUUUAUGUCAUUUUCCAAUGGAGUGUUCAUGCCUGUGUAUCAACUUGGUGGCCAUACCCAUUUCUUGACUUAUCCUUAACAUCUGCUCCCUUGUGGUAUUUGGUGGUCGCAUUAAUGCAUUUCCCCUGCUAUGGGGUAGUUGUAUUUCUUGUUAAACUCAAAAGAAGUAUAUUGUCAAAAUGGUCCCCUCAAUCUUCCCUCAGAUGAGAUGUUAAACCCAAGCAGGAUGAUGCUGAAUUUCAGUGUCAACAUUGUACAAGAAAUUUGAGGGAUUUUGUCCACAUUUCAGCAUCAAACAAGAGUUCCACAUUACAUUUUAUAGGAGUCGGCAGAAACCAACCUUUUUAAGUUUUGGUUUACAAUGACAGAGGUGUUC